AUGGAGCGAUUCUCCAUCUUGUUUUACCAGAUUAAUCCACACGAUUAUCCUCUCUUCCUGCAGUGCGAGCGCAGCACGGAGCAGCCGGGGGUUAUUCUGAUGGAGUCUCGCGCGAUGCAAGGAAUCCGCUGCUUCGUUCCUGUGGGCUAUCUCUUCUCUAUCUUGUACUUCUAUGGAUACCACCGCCCCCGCCUGCCUUUUGCCGACCGCCCCUUGUCGAAGCUGCACCACUACUUCUACCCGAGCGCGGGGUACAGCACCCCAGUGGGGGCUCUUCUUGGAUUGGCGUAUGCCUACCACUACGAUGGCUGCGUGGCGUGCUCAGAGGAGAGCGUUGCACGCGCGAUAAAGCGUGAACGUGCCAUGGCAGUUAUUGCAUGUAGGCAGCACAUGCAGAAGCAGCGAGAGGAGGAAGAGGCAGCGCGGAAGCGUUUUUCUUGGUGGCGCCGCCUUGUUUCAUCCAAGGCGGCCGCCGCGCCACUUACGGCAUCCUACGAGGAUUUUCUGGACCCUAACGGCAUCUUGAGUGUCGGAAGGCAGACGGCUGAGGUACAGGAUCCGAGUUUUUAUCGGCACUACAGCAAACAACAGGUGGAUGCCUUGGUGAGCGCGGCGAUGAAGCUGCGGCAGUCACCAGAGGAGCGGCGUUGGCUGCGGACCGCGGGUCGCCUGGGCGGCUAUGGCAUUAUGGGAAUGCUGCUGACGUGGAACAGCGGUGGGAUGUUUUUUCGGUUGUUCAUGGGACUUGGGCUGGGUGUUGUAAGCGGCGCGCUCAUAUCUGGGACGAAGUUGGAUUCAUGA
This is a messenger RNA of Trypanosoma conorhini, 801 nucleotides long. RefSeq lists its product as uncharacterized. Bases 1 to 801 code for a protein of 266 amino acids. The transcript has a single exon. The record is from RefSeq and is a predicted model, not a curated record. NCBI's taxonomy places the organism in Eukaryota, Euglenozoa, Kinetoplastea, Trypanosomatida, Trypanosomatidae.